Colletotrichum destructivum is the source of this 202-nucleotide messenger RNA. RefSeq lists its product as uncharacterized. The transcript has a single exon. The record is from RefSeq and is a predicted model, not a curated record. NCBI's taxonomy places the organism in Eukaryota, Fungi, Ascomycota, Sordariomycetes, Glomerellales, Glomerellaceae. Bases 53 to 202 code for a protein of 49 amino acids.
CACACACACACACGGGCGCACCACCAUCAAACAUCUGUGACGCACUAUUUCCAUGUCCGCUUCUCUUUCUCAAUCCCUCUCUCCCUCUCCCCGCAGUCGUUCGUCAAGGCCGCUUCAGCGGAAGUACCGCACCGUGCUCUUCCCCGGUCAGCCAUCCAACAUGAGGGGAAGCCAGGCAGAGAGGGAGCUUCGAGUGGCGUGA